ACUUUAAACAAUCUUAUCAAUAUACAAUGCAGUAUUUAAUAAGUGACUUUAAAUUAUGGAACAUUCAGCAGAUUGUUUUUAAAUAGCUAUGUUGUUGAAAACUAAAAUACUUAUCUAUAUUUACUAAAUUUGGUGAUUUUAGCUAAAUGUAGGUAGGUACCCAUCCGGUAGUGGAUUUAUAUCGGAAAGUGUUCCUAUUCUCGUAGAAAAUAAGUGGAUUUAUGAGCAACAAAUAACAUGGACGCUGAGAAAAACGAUCUGGAUGGGGACACUGACGAUACGAAAAUUAUAAAUAAUGAAGUGCCUUUUGUUAUAUCGAGUAAUGAAAGAAGGGAAAUCGAUUUAAAGUGGAAAGAUUCAUAUAAACAAAUUUUAGCAGCAUGUAUAGCAAAUACAAUAGUGAUACAAGCUGGAAUAAACAUGGCAUUCAGUGCUGUUUUGCUUCCACAAUUAAAUGAAACAAGAAGUGAAAUGACCAUCUCGAAAUCUGAAGCAUCAUGGGUAGCUAGUUUAGUUACGAUAGUACUGCCAAUUGGAUCUUUGGCAGUUGGUCCCCUGAUGGACAAAUAUGGAAGGAAAAAAAUAUGUCUAAUCGCAAACAUACCAACUGUUUUUGCGUGGUUAUUAGUUUAUUAUGCACAAAAUGUAUGGUAUUUAUACGUAGCUAGAAUAAUUAGUGGUUUAGUCGGAGGAUUAGUAACUGUGGCUUUAAUAUACGUUAGUGAAAUUGCCCAUCCCAAAUUAAGAUCAAUGCUGCUUUGUCUAAACAGCGUUUUUGUAACAUUUGGAAUAUUGUUAACUUGUUUGUUGGGCUUAUGGUUUCCAUGGAGAACUAUGGCUUUCAUUUUUAUAGUUAUGACGAUUUUAUUGUCUGUUUGCAUGUGGUUCAUUCCAGAAAGCCCACACUGGUUAUUUAUAUUUAAAGAAGAUCAUCAAGCAACCUCCGAAGCUUUGAGCUGGCUAUAUGGUUCAAACAAUUUGAUCCACCAACACGAAUUUAGAAAAAUACUCGAAGCAAAGCAACAAACAACCCCAGAGAAACAAGAUGAACGAUCAACCCUACUGCGAAUCAAAGACGAUCUGACUUUGUACAAACACCCAACGGUCUACAAACCCGUUAUAAUAAUGACAAUAAUAUUUAUCUUCCAACAGUUCUCAGGCGCUUACGCUAUAAUCUUUUACGCGGUAGAUUUGUUCAGAAUGAUCGGGGGCCGAUUCAGAAGAGGGAUGGAUGAAUACGUAGCCCUGGCUUUGCUGGGAAGCAUCAGAUUCGUUAUAGCUAUAAUAUCAGCGUUGAUAUCUAAGAAAGUCGGAAGAAGAACAUUGAUGUUUGUGUCUGCAUUAGGAAUGUGCGUUACCAGCUUGAUGGCUGGUUUAUACAUGUAUUUAAGCAUAGUCCCAAAAGACGUUUACGAAGAGAUGAAUAUUACUAAUGACAUUUCUGAGAACAACGUUGUAUUGUACUGCGUUCUAGCCUAUGUUUGUUUCAGUUCUUUGGGAUAUUUAGUAAUUCCUUGGACUCUGAUUGGUGAAUUGUUACCUGUAAAGGUUAGAGGGAAAUUAGCUGGAUUAAUGAUUGGCUUGGCGUAUAUUUUGAUGUUUUUGGUUGUUAAAAUGUUUCCGUUCAUAUUGGAUUUGAUAAGUAUUCAAUAUCUUUUCUAUAUUAUGGCUGUUAUUAACCUGUUUGGGUUCGGUUUCUUGUACGUGUUUCUGCCUGAAACGCUAGGAAAAUCCUUUUCGGAUAUUGAAAAAUAUUUUCUUAGGUAAUUCAAAUUAUUUAAAUAUAAUAAAUUAAAUAAAGCAAGAGAGGAUGCAGUUGGGACAGCAUUUAUUUGCCCGUGCGCCAUAACAACCAUUAACUUGAAAAUUGUAGGUCAACAAAAGUGCGCAUUGUCAGUGAUGGAUCUAGGAGUUUGUUUUGGAG
Psylliodes chrysocephalus is the source of this 1924-nucleotide messenger RNA. Lineage: Eukaryota; Metazoa; Arthropoda; Insecta; Coleoptera; Chrysomelidae. The record is from the annotation of a GenBank genome assembly.